AUGCCUCCCCUACCUCCUGCCGCCUCGAUACUCGACGUAUUGGGGAAUACACCCGUGGUAAAACUUCAGCAUGUCGUCCCGGAGGAUUGCGCAGAUGUGUAUGUGAAGCUUGAGUAUUUCAGUGCCACAGGCUCUUACAAAGAUCGUAUGGCGAAAUCGAUGAUCGAGGAAGCUGAACGCUCUGGACGAUUGGCGCCUCACAUGACGGUUGUUGAGGCUACAGGCGGCAGUACAGGCUCAUCGUUGGCAUUUCUUUGUGCCGUGAAAGGCUAUCCGUUUGUGGCACUCUCUUCUAAUGCCUAUGCCAACGAGAAGUUGCUUACCAUGGCGGCGUUUGGAGCCAAGGUUGAUAUAACUCACAGCCCAACCGGCAAAGCCACUGCGGAUCUGAUGAUGGCUAUGAAAAGCAAAGCUGCGAAUCUCAGGAAAGGAGAUGACUGUUUCUACACGGACCAGUUCAGCAAUGGUGACGCACUUGUCGGUUAUAGAGAGAUUGGCCAUGAGCUGAUCGCACAAUUUCCGGAUGGAUUUGAUGGAUUCUGCGGAUCAUUUGGCACAGGUGGUAUGGUUAUGGGCGUUUCCAGUGUCCUUAAACCGGUCAUGCCGGAUAUUCGAGUCGUUCUCGUGGAGCCUGAGGGCUCGGCCCUGCUGGCAAAAGGACAGAAAGGCGCCCACGGCGUAGAUGGUAUCUCACCAGGCUUCAUCUCUCAACACGUUGAUAAAGCAUUAUACGAUGGUACGCAAACCAUAAAUGAAGAAGAAGGGCGAGAUAUGUGCAGAAGACUUGCGAAAUGCGAAGGACGUUUCGUUGGGACGUCAUCUGGCUUAAAUAUUGCGGCUGCGGUUCACCUCGCUAAGCAACUUGGCACUGGAAAAAAGGUUGUUACAGUUGCUUGCGACACAGGGCUGAAAUAUCUCACUGGAUCACUAUUCUCAGAAUGA
Fusarium subglutinans is the source of this 942-nucleotide messenger RNA. RefSeq names its product cysteine synthase. The record is from RefSeq and is a predicted model, not a curated record. NCBI's taxonomy places the organism in Eukaryota, Fungi, Ascomycota, Sordariomycetes, Hypocreales, Nectriaceae. The transcript has a single exon. Gene Ontology annotation, cellular component: cytoplasm. Bases 1 to 942 code for a protein of 313 amino acids. Gene Ontology annotation, biological process: L-cysteine biosynthetic process.